AUGAGUACCAAGGAGUUCAAGGACAUGCCCGAGACGCAUCCGGUGCAGGUGCCUACCAACUCUAGCGGCGACAUUCCCCACGACCAUGCCGAAGAAGAGGUCGUCAAGAGACCAUGGUGGCACAGCUUCAAAGAGCCUGGUUCGGCUCUGCAAAUCAUCAGUGCCGCUCUGCUCGCUAUUGUCAUUGGUGUAAUCAUCGCUACACAGGUCGACAGUAUCCCUCCUGCUGUUCCUGUCAUCCUCGGUAUAAUUGGUAAUAUGUGGCUGAGGGCUCUCAAGGCAGUCGUCCUUCCGCUGAUCGUAUGUUCCAUGUUGCUCGCUGUAACAAGGCUUCGAGAAAUGUCCAACGGGGGUUCAUUGCUCGCUCGAUGGACCGUCGGAUACUAUAUCAUCACCACCCUUGUCUCUAUCUGUCUUUCUUGUAUCAUGCAGGGUCUCCUCUGGUCCAAGCAGUACACCGUGGUAGACGACGAAUCUCUUGCUGUCGAUGAGAAUGAUAAGUCGCUCCCUGACACAACAGAGCGCCCCAUUCACAAAGUGGUCGAGGACAUGUUUUUCUCUCUGAUUCCUUCCAACAUCAUCUCCGCUCUAGCAAACGACGAAUUGCUCGCCGUCAUCAUCACAGCCAUCAUCGUUGGAUACCUGAUCGAGUCUCCUCGUUCGCCCAUCGUUCGUGUUACCGAGGAGAUCGAGCGGAUGAUCACCAAGGUCAUCACCUUCCUAAUCGCGGUGGCUCCAAUUGGUGUCUUUUUCCUGAUCCUGCCCAACUUGAUGAAGCUCGACAUCGCCACGAUUGGCACGAAUCUUGGACUUCUCAUUGGCGGAACUCUGUCCACGAUGCUCAUCCACAUCUUGAUCAUUGUGCCCAUCAUUUUCUUUGCUUUCACCAGAAUGAAUGCCUAUUCGUACUGGAUCAAAAUCUCUCCAGCCUGGAUCACCGCUUGGGGAUCUGCCUCAUCUGCUGCCACCUUGUCGGUCACUCUCAGAUGCGCCAAAGAUCGUGGUAUUCCUUCCACCAUCUACAAGUUUACUUGCCCCCUUGGUUGUCUGAUUAACAUGGACGGUACCGCCAUCUACCUCCCUGCUGCUGUUGUGUUCCUCGCUUCCACUCAAGGCAUCACCCUGAGCAUUGCCGAUUAUGUCAUUGUUGCACUGCUGUCAACUUUGGCCUCAAUUGGUGUAUCUCCUAUUCCAUCAGCCUCGCUUGUCCUGUCAAUCAUGAUCGCCCGCUCUGUCAACGUCGAGCUGACUGGAAUGUAUGCCGUGAUUGUGGCCAUUGAUUGGUUCCUUGACCGCUUCCGUACCGCCGUCAACGUUUCUGGUGAUCUGUUCGCGUCUAUGAUCAUCUACAAGAUGACCAAGAUCGAAGACCCACCUGAGGUUAUCGAGCAGGAGGGACAGGAAGCUGAUAUGAGAGAGAGAGAUGCUUCCAACAAGGUUUAA
This is a messenger RNA of Fusarium sp. VM40, 1443 nucleotides long. The record is from the annotation of a GenBank genome assembly. NCBI's taxonomy places the organism in Eukaryota, Fungi, Ascomycota, Sordariomycetes, Hypocreales, Nectriaceae.